This is a messenger RNA of Branchiostoma belcheri (Belcher's lancelet), 1185 nucleotides long. RefSeq names its product translocator protein-like. Lineage: Eukaryota; Metazoa; Chordata; Leptocardii; Amphioxiformes; Branchiostomatidae. Gene Ontology annotation, cellular component: mitochondrial outer membrane. The record is from RefSeq and is a predicted model, not a curated record. The coding region runs from base 9 to 503 and encodes 164 amino acids. The transcript is spliced from 4 exons.
UUGAUCUCAUGGCUCCAUCUUGGCUCCCGCCAGUCAUCGGAACGUUCCACCCGCUUGUGGGGGGGUUUGGAGCGUCGUUUGCGGGGAAGGAGAAUCUGAAGUGGUAUGACGCGCAGGUUAAGAAACCCUGGUGGACCCCACCGAACUACGUGUUUGGACCGGUCUGGGCUAGCCUGUAUGCUAGCAUGGGGUAUGCAUCGUACCUUGUCUGGGAGGCGUGUGACGGGUUCAACGAUCGGUCACUGGUCCCGCUGGGUCUGUACGGAACUCAGCUGGCACUCAACUGGGCGUGGACUCCCAUCUUCUUUGGCUGGCACAAACUUGGGCUGGCAACAAUCGAGAUCGGCGCCACUUGGCUUGCGAUCGUGGGCUGCGUCGUGACCUUUCACCCUGUGAGCAAGACGGCGAGCUACCUGAUGCUGCCGUACCUCGGCUGGGUCUCCUUCGCCUCCUGUCUCACCUUCUGGAUCUGGCGCAACAACCCCAGCAAGAAGGUCGACUAGAGAUGCUGCCUGGAACCGGCUGGAACCAGCUAGAACUGGCUGGAACCAGUUGGAACUGGCUGGAACUGGUUGGAACUGGCUGGGACAAGUUGGAACUGGCUGGAACCAGUUGGAACCGGCUGGGACCAGCUGAAACCAACUGGAACUGGCUGGAACCAGCUGGAAGUGCUUGGGACCGGCUGGAACCACCCAGAACUGGCUAGAAUCAGCUAGAACUGCCUUGUACCAGCUGCACAAAAAAGGCUGACCUUCCUUGUUAGAUCAGUAGUGCUUUUGGACCUUUCAACCCUAAAUCAUGUGUGAUCUUCAUUCUUAUUUGGCAGGUUACAUGGAAUAUCUGCUACUCAGAAAAACAGUGUGUUUGAAAAAACCAUCAUGUACAAAUGUGUGGACCUGGGUUUGGGCUUGAAAUCGCUCAAAAUGAAGGAGAGCAAUGGAUCACCUACAGUAACCAUGACCUAGGGUUGAAAUGUCCAAAAAAUGGAACUAUUAUUAUUAACUGUACGAUCCUCCAGUGGUUUGGUCUAAUGCUGUGUCUUCUAGGGUAGGAAAAAGCCUGGUUUUAAACUAGUUACCAUCAAAGCUGGUGGGAGGAUUUCUUAUCUUUGUGUCUUGCCAAAUGAAUAUAACUCUUGCUAUUUUAAAUGUAGAGAGUAAUUAAAGGGGCCAAUUAUCGUUAGAG